Molecule: messenger RNA, 1627 nt
Organism: Panicum virgatum (switchgrass)
Lineage: Eukaryota; Viridiplantae; Streptophyta; Magnoliopsida; Poales; Poaceae
Product: UPF0481 protein At3g47200-like
Exons: 3
Coding region: 167-1384 (405 amino acids)
Source: RefSeq, a predicted model, not a curated record
CUUGUCACAAUAUAUAUUGUACCACUUAGACACCCACAGGCCACAGCUGAGUGCUAAUAAUGAUGGUUUGGGAGAGCAUAAUGCGCAAGCUGAUGACACGGAGGGAAUCCGUCUCAUCAUCAGCAACAGGAAAUUAAAGAAGAGGUAUCGAACACUCCUAGGGGGGAUGGCUGUUGCUAACCAACAAUGGGUGGUGGAGAUACAGGCGUCCGUCCAGGCGAUGGCACCUCGUACCGGCGCCUCCAUCUACCGGGUGCCGGAAUGGAUCAAGCGCCUGAGCAGGAACGACGCGUACGGGCCGCGGGUGGUGUCCCUGGGCCCCUUCCACCACGGCAACCCCCACCUGCAGCACAUGGAGGAGCACAAGACCCAGGCGAUGCAGCGCCUAGUUCAUCGAUCUGGGAAGCCGUUCCAGCGGUUCUUCGACGCCAUCAACGGGGCGUGGCGGAGCAGCUGGAGGCGGCCUACGACGGCCUGCAAGACGAAUGGACUGGACGCAGGGACGAGUUACACGGCCGGUGACCCCAGUGAUCCCCACACACUUCUGAUUUGGGAGACCAUCCGGAUGGAUGUGGUCGCCAUGGAAAACCAGCUGCCACUGCUCGCCCUGCAGAAGCUUGAAACUGCACGCCGUGGUGGAGCUGCGGUGAGUGCUGGAGAUGUCAACCAGUUGGUUCGUAAGUUUCUUACAGUCCCAUUGCCGAAGAACAUCAACGAGCCGGCUCCACACCCGCUGGGCCUUCUCCGCAAGUGUUUCGUCUCCACCACCGCAGCAGAUCGAAGCAGCCCCCUCGAACAGAAAGAGUGGGAGAACACCAUGCCCUGCGCCCUGGUGCUCACCGAGGCAGGCAUCGACUUGAAGAAGAGCAGGACUCGCAAGUUCACUGAUGUCGAAUUCAAAGAUGCCGCGCUCAAGGGCGUGACCAAGAGCGUGCUGCACGUGCCACUGCUGAGGGUCCGCUACGACACCGAGAUGUUCCUGCUCAACAUGAUGGCGUUCGAGCGGCUGCAUCCCGGCGCCGGGGACGAGGUGACAUCCUACGUCUCCUUCAUGAGGAACCUCAUCAACAACACUGCAGACGUGGCACUGCUAAGAUCCAAAGGAGUCCUUGUGCACACGUUUGGCAGUGACAAGGCAGUGGCUAGGUUGUUCAACAAUAUCUACUCGGGAGGCAUGAGCCCGUACAGCAAGCUGCAUCAUGUGCAGCGCAAGGUGAGCGCCCACUGCGAGAGACGCUGGAACAAGUGGAGGGCUGGCUUUGUUCAGUCCUACCUAAGCAACCCCUGGGUGUUCAUCUCCCUUGUGGCUGCUAUCAUCCUAGUCCUCGCUACCCUAUUGCAGACUGUCUACACCAUCAUUCCGUUCUACCACAAUAGGAGCUAAAGAUUUGCAUGACAUAGAAUUAUUGGUGGUGUGGGUGAAAUGAAUCUCCAUAUUGUGUAAUAUUUUGUCAGCAGCGUCAAUGGGCCCAAUCCGUUACCGGGCCAUGGGCCUCCGACUCCGAGAUCCAUUCGGCCCAAGAUGAAAAACACACAUGAAACUGGCCCGGAAUGGGUGUAGCUCGUGCGCGCGGCGUGAUAUGUAUGGCAUGAACCAAUGUUUAAACAAACUCUCUGAACUCCUAAU